This is a messenger RNA of Candidozyma duobushaemuli, 975 nucleotides long. RefSeq lists its product as uncharacterized. The transcript has a single exon. Gene Ontology annotation, biological process: nitric oxide catabolic process; cellular response to nitrosative stress. Gene Ontology annotation, cellular component: intracellular anatomical structure. The coding region runs from base 1 to 975 and encodes 324 amino acids. The record is from RefSeq and is a predicted model, not a curated record. Lineage: Eukaryota; Fungi; Ascomycota; Pichiomycetes; Serinales; Metschnikowiaceae. Gene Ontology annotation, molecular function: oxygen binding; FAD binding; heme binding.
AUGAUCGCAGAUACAACCACCAGAAACCUGAGGAAACCGGCCCGUUUCUCUCAGCUCAGCAACAUAAAUGUCGUGAAGAAGCACAUCCUUCUGCGUGUCGACUCCAUGUCGCUGGAUGUGUCGCUUGGAGGAACCACCCUCAAUGAAAAGCACGACGACGAAUCGUACGGCCUCAGGAAAGUCGGCACAAACUCGUCCGUGGACUCGAACUUGACCGUUCAGAGCAAAUUCAAAGUUUCUUUCCAGCUCUCCCCUAGAGAAAUCAACCUUUUACGCUACACAUGGAACAAAAUGCUUGUGGAUGAAGAACUCGAAACCACAGAGCUGCUGCUUCCGAUUGAGGGCCUGCUCCAGGUGAAACAGAACCAGGUCACCUCGAAUCGCUACGCCUCAAUGGCGCUGUCGAUGUUCUGCAUAUCUUUCUACCACACGUUGCUUCUGAUGGAUCCUGAGCUAGAGCUCAUGUUCCCCUCGUUGCGUCACCAGGCUGCCGCUUUUGCCAGCGUCAUUUCGUUGGCCAUCAGCUCGCUUGAAAACCUCUCUGUGCUUGACGACUACCUUACCAAGUUGGGCAACACGCAUUCCCGAAUCUUGGGCAUUGAAGCGCCGCAGUUUGAGCUCAUGGGUGAGGCGUUCAUCCAGACCUUCCAGGAGCGUUUCGGCACAAAGUUCACCCACGAGCUCGAGGUCUUGUGGAUCAAGCUCUACAUGUACUUGGCAAACUCCUUGUUGCAGAAUGGCAUGGACCCCACGCUAAAGCUCGAUUCCCAAGUAUUUUCCAAAUCUGGCGUCUACACUGAAAGCGUCUACACGCUGGACUCGGACACCAGCUCAUUGAACCUGCGGGCCCAGAGCAAUUUCAGCAAGGCGGAGUCGUCUUUAGAUGCCGCAUCCACAUACUCGGUACAAACGAAGAACAAGCUUAAGCCAAAGGACAAGAAGCAGAAGAAGAAGAGAGACUGUGUGAUCGUCUAG